ACGAAGAGACACGUUUUUGCGGUGCCAGCGGGAUGCCGACGGACGACGAAAGCAAGGCCCUCCAAGAAGAUGGCCUCGGCGACGCCGACCUCAAGAUCAUUCUCCUGGGUGACUCGGCGGUUGGCAAAUCCAAGCUCGUCGAACGCUUCAUGAUGAACGAAUACCAGCCACGGCAGCUGUCGACGUUUGCACUCACGCUCUUUCGAAAAGAAUUUCCAAUGGACGAUGGCUCGACGGCCAAAAUCGACAUUUGGGACACGGCAGGCCAAGAACGCUUCUCGAGCAUGCAUCCGUCGUACUACUUUGGUGCUUCGGCCUGCAUCUUGGUCUUUGACGUCACGCGCAAAACCACGUACCAGCAUUUGGCCGAUUGGUACAAGGAGCUGCGAGAAUACUGCGAGAACGUUCCUUGCUUUCUGGCAGCCAACAAAAUCGACGUCGACCUCGAAGUCACGAAUAAAAAGUUCAAGUUUGCCGAGACGCACAACCUCGGCUUUCACUUCGUGUCGGCUGCGGACGGCACCAACGUCGUCAAGAUCUUUGAAGAAGCCAUCCACGCGGGCCUCAAGUACAAGAAAGAGGGUGGGGACUUCAUGGCCGACGUCUUGGACUUGCUCAACGAACCGCCGCGCAAGUAAAUCAUCAAACUGCAGUAGCCGCAGUUUCUUGCCUCGGCCAUAUGCCCAUCAAUACAUCAUGCGCUUUGUCCA
Molecule: messenger RNA, 710 nt
Organism: Saprolegnia diclina VS20
Lineage: Eukaryota; Oomycota; Saprolegniomycetes; Saprolegniales; Saprolegniaceae
Product: rab family, other
Exons: 7
Coding region: 33-638 (201 amino acids)
Cellular component (GO): endosome; Golgi apparatus
Molecular function (GO): GTP binding; GTPase activity
Source: RefSeq, a predicted model, not a curated record